Messenger RNA from Sodiomyces alkalinus F11, 1479 nucleotides. Its product is annotated as initiator tRNA phosphoribosyl transferase. Lineage: Eukaryota; Fungi; Ascomycota; Sordariomycetes; Glomerellales; Plectosphaerellaceae. The record is from RefSeq and is a predicted model, not a curated record. Gene Ontology annotation, biological process: charged-tRNA amino acid modification. Gene Ontology annotation, cellular component: cytoplasm. The transcript is spliced from 5 exons. Gene Ontology annotation, molecular function: tRNA adenosine(64)-2'-O-ribosylphosphate transferase activity. Bases 1 to 1479 code for a protein of 492 amino acids.
AUGACGGCUCUCGAAACCCUCAUCUUCCCCUCAUCCACCGAACAGAGCAGCCUCUCCCACCUCUUGACCGAUCUCAAGCGUGCUAACCUAUCCAUACACAAUCGGCUGCGGUCUAUCCUGCAAGAUGCCGAGUUUGUUCGCGAGGUCGCUGCGUCAUUCGGUGACUCGUCAAAGCGACGGAAGCGGUGGCGGCCGUUGGUCGCUAACGAACGGUGCGGUAGCUGGUAUGUCCGGCCUGCGGAUAAGACCGCAAGCGCCUAUUUCAAGAGCACCGAUGGUCAUACCGGUGCCUGGAAGUUCAGUACCCGGAGGCUGAACUUGAAUUUGCUCGGGCUGGUUGGAGAGUGCGAUGGGUGUAUCAUAGUCGACUCGACAAGACGAGGGAAGAGAAUGCCGGACGCUCUGAGCAAGACCAUCCCAAUCUGGUGCGCGGUCCUCAACCGUGCCCUGUUCCCAGACCACCCAAACCCGACCGAAGCCCACGCCCUCUUCACCCCUCCCCAAGCCGUCUCCCCAACCGAACACGCCCAAAUCGAAGCACUCCUACCAUCCUUCCUUGCCUCCCUGCGCGCUCUGGACCUCGACCUCCCCGCCCUCCGCAGCCGCAUCGCGAAACCCCUGCGUCCGCUCUGGGUAACCCCGGACUCGAAUCUCACUCACCUCAGCGAGCUGCACGACGACGACGACGACGACGACGACGACGCCGACGCCGAUGAGAACGGGUACAAAGACGGCAGACCGGUCGUCGUGUUCGAAGACUUCCACCCCGUCAUCUGCUGCACCGCUUCCCGCCGCGUAUCAGGGGGCGAACUCACGACAAUUGACGGCGGCGGAGGAGGAGGAGGCGGCGGGGAAGGGUCCGCCAGAGGCGACAGCUUCGUCUACGUGCAAGGCGCAGGCGACGACACGGAGAACUGGGCCCACGGCCUCACAGCCGAACUGUUCUGGACCCACAAGGACCUCCUUUUAUCAACGCCCGAGUCGGAGCUCCCUGCCUUGGUGGCGCAGCUCGUCGAGUCUACAAACGGGGAUAACUGUCGCAUCGUGUUGACACCAGCCGUCACCGGGCGCGAGACGUGGGUCAAGUCGCCGCACGAAAUGCAGGUCGGGCUCGGGAGACACAAAGUGGCCAGCCGGAACCUGCGGACCGCCCUGCCGGAUAUUUGCUCCUUCGUGACUCGUUACCUACAGGACCACGCGUCGGACAACCACAACCACGAGCGCGGGCCGGAAGCGGGAAGUCGCGUCCUCAUUGCCUGCGAGACGAGCAAGGACCUGUCGGUAGCCACAGCACUGGCCGUUUCCAUGUGGUGUUUCAACUCUGAGGGCACCGCGCCGAGAGACGCGGGGAAACAGACCAUAUUCACCAAAGAUCUCGUCAAAGUCAGGUUAGGACGCAUCAUGACGGCAUAUCCCGAAGCAAAUCCCGGGCGGGCAUCGCUGCAGAGCGUGAAUAGUUUCUUGAUGGACUAUAGAUAG